Messenger RNA from Blepharisma stoltei, 4235 nucleotides. NCBI's taxonomy places the organism in Eukaryota, Ciliophora, Heterotrichea, Heterotrichida, Blepharismidae. The record is from the annotation of a GenBank genome assembly.
AUGCUUCCUGAUCUUGAAUAUAAUAAUAAGAUGGACUGGCUGAAAAAUAGGAAAAAAUCCAUGGGCGUUAUUUUACUCCACCCCAUCCUUGAUCGAACGACUCGCCAUCGUUCGAUCAAGGAUGGGGGGUUAAAAUAAAUUUUUUUGGGAAAAAAAAAUUAUAUAUAAAAUAACAAAAAUAUAUAUAUAUAUUUUUUUUAUUUACUUUUAAAUAAGAAGGUUAAGAGUAUUUAAUAAUUAUUUUUACAUCAAAAAAUUGAAUUAAUUUCAUAAAAUACCAAUUUUUAGUAUUUUGAUUUAUUAGUUACCCUUUUAAACUGUAUAAAUUUUAAUUUGUUCCUUAUUGAAUUAAAUUUUGUUUUCUCAAAAUUUUAAAGAAUCUCUCUUUUAUUAGAUUAUUGAGUUUUUAAGCCUGGUUUGAUGGCUAAAUCACUUCAAAUGGUUGAUUCCGAAGCUUUCUGUCGUCUCAAAGCUCUGAAAACAACUUCAUUAGGUACAUCUUCCCAAGCUUUUGAUAACUAAUAUAUUUUAUAUAUAUAAAAAUUUGCAUGAUAUGAAAAUCGUUCGAUCAAGGAUGGGUUAAUUUCCCCAAUUUUUAGGAAUUUUUACAGUCAAUCGUUCGAUCAAGGAUGGGGGGGAGCUAGGUCUUUUAUUCGCGACUUCUUUCUUUUGGGUAGUAAUUGUUUAUAGUGAAGAAGCAGGUUUUGAUGAUUCCACUAACAGUAAUGAUCAUUUACUUUUUAAAGAUUCCAAAGAAGAUAUAGAUAAUAGAUGAAAAAUUUCUCACCAUAUGAUUAAUGACACAAAUUCAACUUCAGAUAAUCAGACAAAUCAAUUAUUUGUAAUAGAAUCUCAAGUAUUGGCAUCUGAUAUUUAUAUUUUUGAUAAAAAUAUUAAAUGCUACCCUCAAAAUCUUGGCUAUACAAAGUCUCAAAGCGAUUCCAGGUUUAAGUACCAAAAUCGAGCCUUAAAGUGUUCUUCUGGAGAUGAGCUAUUUUCAAUGGAAAACAACACUUUAUACAUAAACUGUUUAAGUUUUGGCCCUGCCCAGUAUUCUUUAGGCAAUUCUCCUGAAAAUGAAAUUAUUGGAAACGUAAAAUAUUUGCCUGAAUGAAAAUCCUAUUCAUCCCCAGUAGAUAUUGGGGAUCGAGAAUUCGGUUUUAUUAAGUGUGGCAGAGACAAAAAGCAAGCAUGACUUCACAAUAAAUUUUCCCAAAAAAUUUUUAAUAAAACUCAAGAAAAGAGAAAAAAUAUCAUGAGUUCGCUAAAUUUGCCAGAAACCCCAAAACCAUUGACAGUUCUACUUAUAGUAGUGGAUUCUCUAUCAAGGCAGCAUUUUUAUAGGACUAUGAAAAACACAGUAGAGUUUAUGAACACUAUAAAUAGCGAUUUUUCUGAAAAUUACAUUAUUUAUGAUUUUUUUAAUGGAAAUUCACAUGGCGAAAAUACACAGCCAAAUUUAGCUCCCUUGCUUUAUGGGCGUAGCCUUGCUGACCUCCAAAUAAAAACUAAAGGGCUUUCCUUGAAAAAAAGUGAUGAUGCACCAAAAUAUCAAAAAAUCCAAGAAAGUAUUAUUUGAAAGCAUUUUGAAAAUCAUGGAUUUGUGACUAUGUUUGAGUGGGAAACAAGAUGAGAUUAUUUUCCUGAUCUAGCAGGAAGAAAAGUUCUAUGUGACCAUGUAGCUACAAGCUUUUGAAGAGGUGCAGUAGAUGUCGCAGGGUUUACAGAUUUUAGUGAAAAACAAAGAUGCAUAGGAAAUCAUCAUUCCCAUGAAUAUUUAUUUAAUUACACAAAAGAAUUUAUAGAAAAUUAUGCUGGACUUAAUAAGUUUGGGUAUAUGCAUUUAAUAUCUGCGCAUGAAGUGACUGGGUCAGUGGUCCAAGCUAUGGAUAAUGAUUUAUCUCGAUUUUUUGAAGAAAUUAUGAAUUUUCAUAUAGACAAAAACGAGGAUUUAGCAAUUUUUCUUGUUUCUGAUCAUGGUAAUCAUAUGGGGCCUUGAGAUAGAUAUGAAGAAGGGACAGUUGAAAAUUUGUCUCCAUUUACAUUUUUUAUUACAAAUAAGCAGUUCCUAUCAAAAGUCAAUAAAAAUUCCCAUGAAAUUAUUUUACAUAACACACAAAGAUUGGUAGGAAAAUAUGAUAUUUAUCUUACAUUACAGCAAUUAGCGUUAUUACCAUAUGGAAAUCCAUCGGAUCAAUAUAAAAAUUGAAAAAAUGAAAUUAAAAUUAAUUCUGUUGUUUCUUUAUUAUAUGAAAAAAUUCCGGAUAAUCGAACUUGUGAAGACAUAGGCGUACCAUUGUACUGGUGCAAUUGUUUGGCAUAUAAAAAGAUUGAAAUAGCUGAUGAAAAAGGACUAGCCCAUCAUAUAGCAAAUGAAGCGGUUUCUACAAUUAAUAAAAAAAAUUCUAAAGAUAAAGCCCAAGAAUUUUGCUUACUCCCCCUUGUGAACGAAAAAACUAUUGGAAAAUCCCAUUUUUUGAAUAAAAGCCCAUCCUAGCUAGCGAACAAAAAAUUUUAUAUAUAUAACUGAUAAUUAAUAUAAUGAAAUCUUGAUAAUUCUUUUUAAAUUUAAGCGCGUUUUAUAAUAUGAAUUUUUCAAAUUAAAUUAAUAUUUGCUUUCAAGUAUUGUGGAUAGGGAGUUUUUGGAUUUUCGAAAAAGCAAUUUUACUAUAACUUGGAAAAAAAUUUUAAAAAAUAAUUAACCUUCAUCUGUGAGCAAGUAAAAUUUUUGUUCGCUCACGGAGGGAGUUAUUCCAUUGUUUAGUGCAUAAUUUUGUUCGAAAAAUUACCAAUUAUUAUUUAAAAUUUAAUUAAAUUAAUAAAUGAAGGAGUUAGAAGUAAAAUUUGAUUAUGUUAUAAAAAUUGAAGAAGAGACCAAGCAAAGUCAAAAUUAUUCAGGAAACAUGUAUAAGGUUACGUUUGCUAUCAAAGAAAGAUCAGGAGUGAUUUUCGAAGCUUUUGCAUUUGUUGGAAAUACUAUAAAAUUCAUUAAAAUAGAAGUUGAAAAUCAAUAUUAUAUCAGCCUAAAAAGAUUAAUUCUCUUAGAUAAAAUGUAAUAAUCCUAUUAAGCCUAGAAAAUAGGUUAUUAUUUUUGCAUUUUAAGGGUUUAUUGGCUAUAAAGGGCAAAUAUACAUUAAAAUGGCAUGGUGAAUUAACCCAUCCUCUUAACUCAUACAGCUGACACCCGAAAGAGUGCCGGGGAUCUUAAGAAAGGGAGUUUGUCAUUCGAUAUGGUAUUCGGCUAGGUUUUUCUUAGUUUGGUGAAGCACAAUGUCGACUGACUGCAAGCUGUACUCCAAUACCAAGUUUCUCAGAGAGAGAUGGGUCCGGAAGUUGGAAAGGGGUUCCCAGCUGUGUCAUGGCGUUCGGCUUGACCAGUCGGGACUAUUCCAGUGUUAAACAGGAGUAACGCGUAACGCCCUAGGCUACGGGUUUCCAUCUUAGUCAAGAGUCAGGAAAUUCAACCUUUUUGAAUUUUCAAUGGUGGGCAACCCAGUUGGCGUAGGGCACGGUGACCCAAACUUUGCGACUGCCAGGAAGCAUAUGCAAGUCCAUUCUUGUAGAAGACUUUGAAGGUCUUAAAAUGAUUGCCGGCGAGCAGGGUGAGUGGAGCGUUAAGGGAGGGAAUAAGGAUCUUCAGAUACCUUUAGGAGCUUUUCUAUAAUCUAAGUAAUUGACUGUAAAGGGCAUACCCUAUUUCAAAAUGAAAAAAUUUUGAGGUCCAAGUCCAAAAAAUCGUCAGAGUUGAUACUUUAGAUGAUUAUUGCGGCGAGUUAGCAGAACAAAUGUCGGCCAAAGCUUCUUUUUGUGUAUGCAAAUACCCAGAUUCUUAUGAAUUACAAAGCUCGAUCCCUCAAAAACGAAAACUUACAAUUGAAAAACUAAAAAAAAAUUUAUCAAUUUCUAUUGGAGGGAUUUUUGAAAAUUGCAUAGAAACUUGUUCCAAAUUAAAUAAAAAAUGCGAAAAAUGGGGUUUGCCGCUUCUGAAUAGGCUGGAGAUACUUAAUGAGCCUUGAAGAAGUAGUCGUUCAAGUAUUCAAGUUCAUAAAGACAAUCAGAAUAUUGAUUUCAAAACUCUUAGGGUCAGUGGAAAUAUUAAUGGUGAAGUCACUGGUCUGAUGAAGGAAUCAGAUUCUUACAAAUUCAUGCAAAGCGAUUGGAGUAAUCUCACUUGUGAAGCAAGAAGUGAGAAUAUAAUGCCAAUCUGUCCAUGCACGCUUUAUUCUUUUAUUUAA